This is a messenger RNA of Phyllopteryx taeniolatus (common seadragon), 4088 nucleotides long. RefSeq names its product X-ray repair complementing defective repair in Chinese hamster cells 1 (gene xrcc1). Bases 455 to 2305 code for a protein of 616 amino acids. Gene Ontology annotation, cellular component: nucleus. Gene Ontology annotation, molecular function: damaged DNA binding. The record is from RefSeq and is a predicted model, not a curated record. NCBI's taxonomy places the organism in Eukaryota, Metazoa, Chordata, Actinopteri, Syngnathiformes, Syngnathidae. The transcript is spliced from 17 exons. Gene Ontology annotation, biological process: double-strand break repair via nonhomologous end joining; single strand break repair; base-excision repair.
GAAUUGCAUUCGAUGUCUUUGAAAAGUGACUUGCAAUACGCUAUUUGACCAGCCAGUGACUCUGUUGAACAUUGCCACAAGUCAUUAAAUGAAACAAGAAGAAGAAAACGCGCCUUCUGAUUGGCUGGAACCUCCCGGAAGUAACGUCACAAUAACACGCAGGUUUUCGGUGGGAAAAUGUUUUCUCCAAUAUGUGACAUUUAUAAUAUUACUGCAUAACCUCCUGUUAAGAGUAAGCAAGUAUAUGCUAAGCGAAUGGUGAUUUAAUUGUAGAUUUGAAUGCCGUGAAUUUUCUGGUUUAAUCGGGAUAGAAAGUUUACUCCCUAUUGUUUGCUAGCAGGAGACAAUUGUGACGUGUUCUUGUGCACAAAGUCACAUUUUUUGUCACGCGGAUGCAUGGUUAGCGCUUAACCUUACAAAACAUUUGUUAAAGCAUAGUUAAAAAGUGUCAACAAUGCCCGAAAUCAAACUGCAGCACGUUGUGUCGUGUAGCACCGAGGACAAUACUCACAAGGCGGACAACUUGCUGAGCUCGGACACGUACAGAAAAUGGAAAGCCGCCCGAGCCGGAGAGAAGCAGACGUCAGUCAUUCUGCAGUUUGAGAAGGAGGAGCAGGUGCACAGCAUUGAUAUUGGAAAUGAAGGGUCGGCGUUCGUCGAGGUUCUGGUGGGGAACUCCUCCGCCACCAGAGAGCAGGACUAUGAGGUGCUACUGGUCACUUCGUCCUUCAUGACACCCACAGAGAGCCGUAACGGCACUAACAUGAGCAGGGUACGCUUCUUUGGACCUGGACAGCUCCAGAAGAGUACGGCGCAGGAGAAGUGGGACCGAGUGAAAAUUGUAUGCAGCCAGCCUUACAGUAAAAACAUAGCGUACGGCCUGGCCUUUGUCAAGUUUCAUUCGCCUUCGGACAAAAAUGACCCUCCAGUGACCUCCCCGAAGUUGACCAAACUGGGUCAGUUCCGGGUGAAAGAUGACGCUCCCGCCUCAGGCUCUAGCAUCCAACCCGGCAGUCUCUUCUUCAGCGCCAAGUCCAAUACUUCCCCCAAAGCGUCACCACAGAGUAACAAGUUGAGCUACGCUGCCGCCGCCCUGCAAGCCGCCGGGCCUGCCGCCCCACCUGCCGCGCCUCCAUCGUCGUCCACCCCACCACAGGCACCUGCAAAGAGAAAGUUUGAGUUUAGCAAGGAGCGUGAGUCAGUCCCCGGUCCCCCCCACCCCAAGAAAAGCAGCACAGGAAGCUCGCCGGAAUUCAAACCCGCAACUCCCAAAGUCAAGACUGGCACGCCGAGCCCCAGCAGCUCCAAAGCCUCAGCGAAGGUGUUUGCCGAAAAGAGGCAUGAGGGUUUGCCCAAAACCAAAGAGCAGCCAUCCAAAGGCGUCAAGAGUCCGGAGAAAGUGGCCUUCAAGCGCAUCAUGGAGGGAGUGGUGUUUGUCCUCAGCGGUUUCCAGAAUCCCUUCAGGGGGGAGCUGAGGGAGAAGGCUCUGGAGAUGGGAGCCAAGUACCGGCCGGACUGGACGCCCGACUCAACGCACCUCAUCUGUGCUUUUGCAAACACCCCCAAGUACAGCCAGGUGAAGUCGGCAGGGGGCAUGAUCGUGCGCAAGGAAUGGGUGAUUGACUGCCAUAAAAGAAAACAGAAACUCUCCUACAAGAGCAGUUAUUUGAUGGAUUGCGCAGAGUCGAGCUCAGAGAGCGAAAUGGAGGCAGACGACCAGAGUGAGGAGGAAGUCAGCUUAAAGACGCCGCAGAAACAGCCCAGACAAGUCUCUCCCAAAAAGGAGGCAGAGAUGAGGAACAUAGACGACGAGUACGCCGGCUCCACUGAUGUGGACGAUGAGCCAGGCGGUGCCGAGGAUUCUGCCGCUGACACAGAGGAUGAACUUCAAAGGGUGGAGAGCGAGAACAGUCAAAAGAAGACUAAAGCGGUAAAGCAGCAGCAGCAGGAGGAGGAUCCCUAUGGCGGGUCCACAGACGAGAACACUGACGCGGAGCAGGAGCAGGAUCAUCCCAUCCCGGCUCUGCCGGACUACCUGAACGGGAAGCACUUUUUCCUGUACGGAAAAUUUCCCAACAACGAGAGGAGACUACUGACACGCUACAUAGCCGCCUUUAACGGCGUACUGGAAGACUACAUGUCUGACACGGUGCACUUUGUGGUGACCGGCGAAGGAUGGCACGACUCCUUUGAGGACGCGCUGAUGGACAACGGCAACCUGAACUUCGUCAAGCCCGGUUGGAUCUACGCCAUCAACCAGCGUCAGAAGCUACUGCCUUACCAGCCAUACACCGUGGUGCCGUGAAAAGUCUGGCUUUUUUUUGUUUUGUUUGUUUUCAUGAACUACCUUUUAAAUGUUUCAAGUUGUUUGGCUACGUUUUACCUGUAAAAAUCAUAUCUGCAUCAACUUGUUAUUUUGUUUGUUUGUUUUUGGGGAGGACUUUACUUGGCCUGCCUCUGGCAACCUUGUCUGGAAAAUUCAUCACGGCUGCGACUGUCGCCGGCGGCGCUGAUAAGAGGUUUUUAUGAGGCCACCAAAAAGUCAGGUGAAAGGUUGUGGUUAUUUCGCCUUUUUUUUUUUCCCCUCCACUUUCUAUGAGAGGGCUGCCUAAGAUUCGAUGAAAGUGGCUUUGUGGUACUUUUUGUGUAAUAUUGUGCGCUCGAGACGACACAGGCUCAACACAUCUUGGCUGUCUUUCUAAUUUGUUUAAAUAAACAAAGUAGAUUUUGAAUUAAAGGUGCCGUUUAUGUGACUUUUAUACCCCUCCUGUAUAUUUAGGAACUGUUUGAUAGAGACUAUGGAGAGCCUAAAAAAAUGCAAGGUGUUUUGCCUUUUAUGUUGUCUGGGAAUUCGUUUUUUUAUUUUUUUUAUGAAUUUGGUCCAUUUUAGAAAAAUCGAAUUUCUUUUUUUGUCCAUUUCUGUAGAUAUUUGAAUGGAAAUGUUUGUAGUUUUUUUCCCAUUUGUAUGCAAAUUUAUUUGUAAAUUUUGUGGGAAUUAUGUUUAGUGUUUGUCCAUUUGUGAUUUUCAUAUCAAUAUUGUGGGAAUGUAUAAGUUUUUAUGGGAAUUUCUGUCCAUUAUUUUAGUUGGAGUUUGUCUUUGUGGAAAUUUUGUUUUUGUUGGUCAUUUUUGUCCAAUUGUGUGUGAAAUGUUUGUGGGAAUCUGUCAAUUUUGGGGUGAUUUGUCACUGGGAUAUUCUUUGUCCAUUUUGGACACAUUCGUUUUGUCAAUUUUGAAAUUCUUUCCAUUUUUCUGGAUGUUCAUAUCCAUUUCAGUGGGAGAUUUUGCCCAUUUCGGUGGGUGUUGGCAGAGAACUUUUGAGUUUUGAGUAUGUUUUUUUUUUUUUGGUGCAAAUUUGUCCAAUUUUGUAGGAUUUUUGGUCCACUUCCGAGGAUAUAUAUAUAUAUAUAUAUAUAUUCAAUUUCUGUUGGCAUUUUUGCAUAAUUUGGGGCAAAGUUUUCUCUAUUUUUAUGUAGGAUUGUUCUCCGUUUUGUCGGAAUUUUGUCCCUUUUGGGAUUUUUUUCCUAUUAUGUUUGUUUUGUCCAUUUGUGUGUGGGUGUUGUCCCUUUUCUUUGCAGCUCCCUUCCCUGUUGUUUCUAAAUGAACUCUCUAGAACUCAUGUAGGUGGUCUCCUCUUCAUCAGAGGGGAUUAGGAAGAAGCUGUGAGGCGCAGGAGAGACUCAACCAGCGGAAAACAUGAAGUUUGGAUUCGCAUUAGCAAUGAAACUGUUAUUACAAUUUUUUUUUUAAAGUCUACCGUUAUUGGUUUGUAUUUUAUAUAGACGAGUUUAAAGGAUUUAAUGAAUAGUUAGGAUUAUUUAUGGUCUUUUAUCCGCAGAGUAUGAAAGGCAACGUGUAAAUUGUGCAGCUCACAUGAUUUUUAAAAAGCUGUUUAUGCCUUUACCGUUAUGCAGGAAGCGUACUGUAUUUCACUGGACCACCACCAUUUGCUCUAUCAAUAAGAAUUGCAUUUUAUUUAAAUCAAUAUCUUUUUGAAAAUAGGACUUUAAAGUUUGGCUGUUUUAGCAUGGGAGACAUUUACCCAUAUAAAACCAAGAUGAAUAAAAAAAUGGUUAAAUUAGAAAAACAA